AUGGGUCAAAUCAGGACAGACCAGCCAUUCCAAGAGGGGCCAGAGAAGAAUCGCGAGCGGCUCGAGGCGUUCGAGUCCACCCUCAUUGAGCGACUCCAGAGGUCCUGCGACAAAGCUUUGCAGCUCCGCCCUCUUUCGGAGAAGGGGGAGACAAACGGCGAUGGACAAGCCAACGUCCUAGCUUCAGCACUUCAGCCGCUGAUCCACUCGGGGAGGUCGCCGGAGGAGAUCAAAGCAGCAGUUUUCCGAGAUCCGGAGGUGCUGGGUACGGCUUUGGACAUCGUGGGUGCAUACCUGAAGAACUACGAGGUCGACAAAGCCGGCGCCGUGGUCGAAACUGUUCUGGAGUACUGCCGCGCCCGUGGAGGGCUUUGGCAAAUCAAGGCUUUGAACCACCUGGCCACCGUGCGCAUGAAGCAG
Messenger RNA from Symbiodinium natans, 420 nucleotides. NCBI's taxonomy places the organism in Eukaryota, Dinophyceae, Suessiales, Symbiodiniaceae. The record is from the annotation of a GenBank genome assembly.